UAGCUUUCCUUAUACAAAAUAAAAAAAAUUCAUUUCUUCUUCUUCUUCUUUUCUUUCUUUAGAAAAAAUGCCACUAAAGUGGUUAUUGAAUUUUGGAUUUACACAAGUGAUGGGAAAAAGUCCAGAAGUGGUAUUAAAUAGUAAAGAAGAAUACCCAAAUGGGUUCCAAUUGCCUCUUCACUAUCCAAAUUACAAGAAAGAAGAUUAUGAGAAAAUGGAAGAAUGGAGAUUGGAUUUGCUCUUAAAAGAAUAUGGUAUCACUCUUAAGGGUUCUCUUGAUGAUAAGAGAAACUUUGCUAUGGGAGCUUUCUUAUGGCCACAUCAAUUUUAAUUAAUUAGUUACUUUGUCACUAAUAAUCUUCUUUAAGCAUGUAAUUAUGCAUGUAUUACUCUUGUUUAUUAGAAUAAAUAAAAUAAAAGUUAUUCUAAUAA
This is a messenger RNA of Cannabis sativa, 432 nucleotides long. RefSeq lists its product as uncharacterized. NCBI's taxonomy places the organism in Eukaryota, Viridiplantae, Streptophyta, Magnoliopsida, Rosales, Cannabaceae. The coding region runs from base 68 to 331 and encodes 87 amino acids. The transcript has a single exon. The record is from RefSeq and is a predicted model, not a curated record.